AUGACUGAGAGUGAACCCAUGAUGGAUAACUCAGAGGAGGAAGAGUUAGAUCGUAAGAGUCUGAUCAACAGUCCAAACUCAGGUGACAUUCUAAACCCUCUCGACAUAAUCACUGCUCUCUUUCUGUGUUCUGAUGCUUUUGUACAGCAGGAAAUAUCACUCAAAAUGUCCAUGUGUCAGUUCUCUGUGCCUCUGCUGCUUCUUAAUUGUGACACACAGCAGUGCACACUCAUGCUUUGGGCCAUGAGAGACAUUGUUAAAAAGUACAGACCUCAGUCACUCUCACAGUCAAAGGGCUUUAUUGAAGACAGAAUUGUUCUCUCUGAACUUCCAGUGAUCUCUUUUGUGAGACUGGGUGAGUGCUCUUUGUCCAAGUCAGAGAUUCUCAAUAAGCUUCUGAGCAAUUCUCAGCAGUACCAUGACACUUUUGUUCACCACGACAUGGAGGGUGGUGACAGUCCCAGAAAAAUAUCUGACGGACUGACUGAAAUUACCUGGUACCUCCCUUGUGGAAACAAAAACAUGGACAUUUUCAGUGAGCCAGUGGCUAUAGCUAACCUUCGUGGGGACAUUGCUUCAUUUGAAACACAAUUUUCUUUCUUGUUUAAAACAUCUGCAGCAGUUUAUGUGUUCUUUGACGAUCUAAACUCUGGAUGCAGACGACUGACCAACCAGCACCACAAGGCACAGUGA
Toxotes jaculatrix (banded archerfish) is the source of this 693-nucleotide messenger RNA. Its product is annotated as up-regulator of cell proliferation-like. NCBI's taxonomy places the organism in Eukaryota, Metazoa, Chordata, Actinopteri, Toxotidae. The record is from RefSeq and is a predicted model, not a curated record. The transcript has 2 exons. The coding region runs from base 1 to 693 and encodes 230 amino acids.